Pseudocercospora fijiensis CIRAD86 is the source of this 2172-nucleotide messenger RNA. RefSeq lists its product as uncharacterized. The transcript has a single exon. Gene Ontology annotation, molecular function: nucleic acid binding; ATP binding; RNA helicase activity. Bases 1 to 2172 code for a protein of 723 amino acids. Gene Ontology annotation, cellular component: nucleolus. The record is from RefSeq and is a predicted model, not a curated record. NCBI's taxonomy places the organism in Eukaryota, Fungi, Ascomycota, Dothideomycetes, Mycosphaerellales, Mycosphaerellaceae.
AUGAGGGCAAGGAAGCGACAGAAAAUGGAUGAUGAUGCAAGGCCAAACAAGAAGCCUCGCAUUGUCAAAGCUGACUCUCUUCCGUGGAAAGCUGUCUCAUUACCAGACCGCAUGGACGACUAUGAAGGAUUCUUUGGGCUCGAGGAAAUUGAUGAUGUCGACGUUAAGAGAGACGAGGCAACGGGGAAAGUCUCAUUGUGGUCAAAAGAGGACCAAACUGCCUUAACCGCAGACCACGCUUCCGCCGAUAGCGACGCUGACUCGUGGUCCGGUUUCGAAGAUGACGGCCCAGAAAUUCCCGUUCAGAAGAGCGCCAAGCAGAACCAACCAUCUAAAGUGAAGACCGCAAAGAAACAGGACAUCCAUGAAGGCGAUGACAACCCACCUAGUGCGUUCUCAGUCUUGGCAGCAAACGAAGAUGCAGCUGAUACCGAUGUCUCUGCAUGGAUGCCACUCAAACUCUCUCCAGACACCAUGGCAUCAUUAUCGAAGCUGAAGUUUUCAAACCCGACGCCAAUUCAGGAAGCUGCAAUACCAAAGAUCUUUGCAGGGCACGAUGUGAUAGGCAAGGCUUCUACUGGUUCCGGCAAGACCCUGGCAUUUGGUAUACCCAUACUAGAACGAUUCCUGGAAAAGAUAUCUGAGCGAGAGAAGCUGGAGCAAAGCACACCGAUAGCGCUCAUCUUAUCGCCGACUCGGGAGCUGGCACAUCAAUUGAACAGCCAUUUGGCAGCUUUAUUUGAUGGUCUAGAUGCUAAGAAGCCAACAAUAGCCACUCUGACUGGAGGUCUAUCACUACAAAAGCAACAGAGGCUUCUGAGAGACGCGGACGUGGUGAUUGGAACUCCUGGUCGCCUGUGGGAGGUCAUCGGAUCUGGCAAGGGUGUCGCGGCAGCUCUGAAGCAGAUCGAAUUUUUGGUAGUCGACGAGGCGGACAGGCUGCUCAGUGAGGGUCAUUUCAAGGAAGUGGAAGAGAUUUUGAACGCCUUGGACCGAGAAGAUCAAGACGAAGAACACCAGGAAGUGCCAGACUCCAGUCAUGCUGUCAAAUCUCCCAAAGAGCGCCAGACCUUGGUAUUUUCGGCAACAUUUGAUCGAGGCCUGCAAAAGAAGCUUGUCGGCAAAAUCAGCUCCAAGAGAGAUCUACUCCAUAACAAAGAAGCGAUGGAGUAUCUCAUGUCGAAGCUGAAUUUCAGGGAAGACAUUCCUCAGUUCAUUGAUGUCAACCCCGUCAAUCAGCUCGCGACCGGUCUCAAAGAGGGCUUGAUAGAGUGCUCGGGCACGGAGAAGGAUCUCUAUCUCUACACGCUACUUCUUCUAUCCUCUACCAAGCGAGCUAUGGUGUUUACAAAUUCCAUCAGCGCUGUUCGCCGCAUUGCACCGCUUCUGCAAAAUUUGAACGUCAACGCCCUUGCGCUCCACUCCGGAAUGGCACAGAAGGCUCGCCUGCGGAGUGUCGAGAGAUUCAGUCAGAGCAAGGAUAAAGUCGUUCUCAUUGCCACCGACGUCGCAGCCAGGGGUCUUGACAUUUCGAAUGUAGAUCUUGUGAUACAUUAUCAUCUGCCAAGAGCGGCCGAUACCUAUGUUCAUCGCUCAGGAAGAACAGCUCGCGCUGGGCAGCAGGGCUCCUCCAUCCUAAUAUGUGGACCGGAGGAAGUCGCGGGAGUUCGACGACUGGUGGCGAAAGUGCACGCUCAAUCAGCUGCUUCGGACGGAAAGCAAGGCUACUAUAUCCGGACUCUGGACAUUGAUCGUCGGAUAGUGACAAGACUCAAGAAGAGGCUUACGCUGGCGAAGAAGCUUGCGGACGCGACCAUUGCCAAGGAGAAGUCGCACAAGGAAGACGAUACGAUGCGCUCCUGGGCCGAGGAACUCGGCGUCGAUUAUGAUAGUGAGGAAUUUGCGGAACAAGAAAAAGGCAAGCGCGGCCGGGGCAGUGGCAGAAAGAAGAAGGAACGGGAGGCUCGCGGCUGGACUAAAGCUGAAUUAGGCGCUUUGAAGGCUGAGCUGAAGAGUUUACUUGCUCAACGAGUAAACGUAGGCGUGAGCGAGCGAUACCUCACUUCUGGUCGAGUCGACGUCGAUGAGCUUCUCCGCCAACAGGAAGAGGGUGGUAAGACAGGAGAGUUCCUGGGCACAGUCGACCCACUCGGACUUGGAGAUCUGAAUUGA